UUAGUUCCUCAUGUCACGUGAUCCUCCCAGCCAGUGAGAGCGCUGCCGAAGUAAUGGCAACAACCUUCUGGGAUAAAUGUGGACUGCCAGCUGCCGAUCUCGCUGUUGACAGUAAAAGCAGAUAUGUUCCUUGCUCACUGCCAUUAGCAAUGACCAUGACCCUUCACACCAAAACCUCUGGAGUUACCCUGCUGCACCAGAUUCAAGGCACUGAACUGGAGACACUGAGCAGACCUCAGCUGAAGAUUCCCCUGGAAAGAUCACUCAGCGACAUGUACGUGGAGAGCAACAAGACAGGAGUUUUUAACUACCCAGAAGGGGCCACUUAUGAUUUUGGUACUACCGCUCCAGUGUAUGGCUCUACUACUCUCAGUUAUGCCCCUACUUCAGAAUCUUUUGGGUCCAGCAGUCUGGCAGGAUUUCACUCACUGAACAAUGUCCCACCAAACCCUGUGGUGUUCUUGCAAACGGCGCCCCAGCUCUCACCCUUCAUCCAUCAUCACAGCCAGCAGGUACCCUACUACCUUGAAAAUGAACAGGGCAGCUUCGGGAUGAGGGAAGCUGGUCCUCCAGCCUUCUACAGGCCAAGCUCUGAUAGCAGGCGUCACAGCAUCCGAGAGAGGAUGUCCAGUACUAAUGAGAAAGGGAGCCUAUCCAUGGAGUCCACCAAGGAGACCCGGUACUGUGCUGUGUGCAACGACUAUGCUUCAGGCUACCAUUAUGGGGUCUGGUCUUGUGAGGGCUGCAAAGCUUUUUUCAAAAGGAGUAUUCAAGGGCACAAUGACUACAUGUGUCCUGCUACUAACCAGUGCACCAUUGACAAGAACAGAAGAAAGAGUUGCCAAGCCUGCCGACUAAGAAAAUGCUAUGAAGUGGGAAUGAUGAAAGGUGGAAUCCGGAAAGACCGCAGAGGCGGGCGAAUGAUGAAACAGAAACGGCAAAGAGAGGAACAGGAUUCCAGGAACGGGGAGGCUUCUUCUACAGAGCUGCGAGCUCCCACCCUUUGGACAAGUCCACUAGUGGUUAAACAUAACAAGAAGAACAGUCCAGCUUUGUCCUUGACAGCAGAACAGAUGGUCAGUGCCUUGCUGGAAGCUGAGCCACCCAUAGUUUAUUCUGAAUAUGACCCAAAUAGACCAUUCAACGAAGCAUCUAUGAUGACCCUGUUGACCAACCUUGCAGACAGAGAAUUAGUGCAUAUGAUCAACUGGGCAAAGAGAGUUCCAGGAUUUGUGGAUUUAACACUCCAUGAUCAGGUCCAUCUACUGGAAUGUGCCUGGUUAGAGAUACUGAUGAUUGGCUUAGUCUGGCGCUCCAUGGAACACCCAGGAAAGCUUUUAUUUGCACCUAACCUAUUACUGGACAGGAAUCAAGGGAAAUGUGUAGAGGGCAUGGUGGAAAUCUUUGACAUGCUGCUGGCUACUGCUGCUCGGUUUCGCAUGAUGAACCUUCAAGGGGAGGAAUUUGUGUGCCUUAAGUCCAUCAUCCUGCUCAAUUCUGGUGUGUACACUUUUCUUUCCAGCACCUUGAAAUCACUGGAAGAGAGAGACUAUAUCCACCGUGUUCUGGACAAAAUCACGGAUACUCUGAUACAUUUAAUGGCUAAGUCAGGUCUUUCCCUGCAGCAGCAGCACCGGCGCCUGGCUCAGCUUCUCCUCAUCCUCUCUCACAUCAGGCAUAUGAGCAACAAAGGAAUGGAGCACCUGUACAAUAUGAAGUGCAAAAACAUAGUUCCACUGUACGAUCUCUUGCUGGAGAUGCUGGACGCUCACCGCCUGCAUGCCCCAGCAGCCAGGAGUGCUGCACCGAUGGAAGAGGAGAACCGGAGCCAGCUGACGACUGCGUCAGCUUCUUCUCAUUCCUUGCAGUCCUUUUACAUAAACAGCAAAGAAGAGGAAUAUGCAGAAUACAAUAUAAACAAAAGUCAGCGUAUAUAAUGGUAUGAGAAACCCAGCAGCGUACUACCUAGUUCAUGCUUCAUUUCAUCUGCAGUGCCACCUAUGUAAACACUCCAAUGACAUCAGUAACCUGUAUUUUCCAUUUGAGUGUUUGUCAAGCGCUUGCCUAAAUUGAUUGCUUAUUCUAGUUGAAAGAUGUUUCAUUGUUACGGACAGCCAGCAAGGAUUGGCAGGCUAACUUAAUUUGAAUUUGCAGUGUUUUAAUUUAUUUUUGCAUGCAAGUUGGGUAAGUCCUAAUAUGAACUUAAACAUUCAUUUUACCAUAAAUUAAUAGGCCAUACCAGCCAUGCAUAUUGGUAUCUUCCUGAGUGGGAGCCUUUGUUGAUAUCCACCCCAAAUUCUGAGCCCAUUUAAUCCUUGAAUUGCUUGAAACUUUGAAGAAGUUUGGUAGAUUCUGAAUGAGUUUUAGUGAGGGAUAACGGAAAAUUGAUUGGCAUCUUAGCGUGUCACAGUGAAACUGUACUGCUAGUGGCUGCCUUGGUAGUUUAGGUAGAUUCCUGCCUCUCUUCUUCCUACAGUGGAAAGUACCCCCUUUCUUAAAAUUUUUGUUUUGCCUUACUGGCUUACAUCAGCAGAUAGCUCCCUUUCAAGAUCAUACUGACCAAACUUUUAGGUCCUCUUGUCAUAUCUUCUAGCCAAAUUGCAUUGUGUGUAUCCUAUCCUAUCCUAUGAAGCUAAACUGUUCUGUUGCUCAGCAGUGUUAAAACAAGGGCAAAAUGGCAAGCAAUGAUAAUAUAGAUAAUUGCUCUUAAGUCAGAUCACGUGAGUACAAAAAAUCAUCAUGCCAUAAAAGAACCAACAACAAAAAUUAAAACUCACCUUAUCGCACAUACAUUGUUUUAUGAAAAAAACAACAACAACAAAAAAAACCACACCUUUCCCUCUCCUUUGCUUUGUUGCGCUACAAACCAAGGGGUGAGGAUGUCAUAAGACUGGCAUAGCAGUGUGGGAUUGUCCCAUUCAUGGCAGUCCUGCCUACCCAGACUGUUGAGGGCCAUCAGAGCCAGAACAGUAGGUUUUGCAUUGGCUUUCUUCAGCUAUUGUUGGGACAAACUCAAAAAUCACUGUUAAGAUCCACCUCACCUGUGAUAUCAGAAGUGGACAAUGUGUCUCAGACAUGGUGAAGACUCCAGGACUGCAUGCCCAGGUGAAAGGAAGGUAAAUCUGGCUUUCUCCAUGCAUGUGUGUAACAGUUCUUUGUGCAGGUUAGUUGGAUUCUUCCAGUCAACCAUAAAUAUACAAAAGGUCUACUGACAGUAAGAAUUUCAGCAAGUCAUGAAGGAGAGUCACUGAAAAGAAAGACCAACCUAUCCAUAAUAUAAACUGUCCAAAACAGGAUUUGGUGCUGCUGUUUGACUGCCUCUAGGAUAGAAAACUAAACAUGUCAGGGAAUGUUGCUGGGUACUGGAAUGUGAUUAUUAUAUAUGCCGGGGAUGAUUUAUUAGUUUAAUGAUAAUCUUUGCCUGUGCUGUCUGCAUGUCUGGUUUUCAGGUGCAGUUUGAGAGUUAGCGUGGACCACCAGGGACUAGUUCAAUAGCUGGUUGGAAGUGACCACCUGUCAGCGAGGAAGUUCUAUAGCAUGCGUAUAGGCUGCUUCAUGGCAGCAGGCCACAGUGCUAGAGGAGGGUUUGGGGAUGCUUCUUUUACUACUAUAGUCGAUGUCUUUAUGUUAGGUUAUGCUGAUUGGAAUAUCCUGUAACUAAUUAUAGGAAAUAGUGCAACUAAUGAGGUACAGGACUGCCUAUGUCUAACCACGCUCACUGUUAGACAAGCAAAGUCUGUGUUCAGUGAGUUUCAGUUACAUAGCGAUUGUGAAGGCAGCAAGGCAUAGGAUGAGUUUGAGCUCCAUGACAAGGAUUCAACUUUUUAGUGAGUGUAGAUAAUGAUGUCCAUAACAAUUUAAUGUACAUAUCUGAGGAUAAGCGCAGUUUAAAAGUCUAAAGAUAGAUGCUACCUACAUGCUUGAGAAGAUUCCUUGAAAACAGUGCAAGUCUGAACGUGUGAAGCAGUCACUGUAAGUGAAUAGGCCUUUUAUUGAUGCAUAUUAUAGUAUCAUUUUUUUUCUGAUGUGCUGAAGGAGUUGUAUUUGUGUGUAUUUAGUAGAGUGUGUGUGUGCGUGCAUGCAAAUUUGGUACCUAAGGGCUUUUGGAAGGCUUCAAAAGGCCUUGAAAAAAAAAUGCACAUUUUAUUUUUGUUUUGUUUAGUAGCUGGUUUUCAAAUGUGUUAGAAAAAUCAUGAAUGCCCUGAAAUGAGCGCAGGUUAAGAUUUGAAUGGAGCACAGGAAUUCCUGUAGAUACACUUAAGUGCUUACAUUGUCAUUAUUCACUUGUAGCCCAGUGUGCAUUAGAGCUGCUUUUUCAAUGCUCUAUGUGCAGCUUGUGUGUUCUCCAGGACAGAACACACGGAUCAAGCCUGUGGCUCAUCAGCUGCUAAGAAAAUUAGUUUAAAUAAAUGCCUUGCCUCCUACAUCCAAGAAGAAUUCAUUGUAUUGAUUUAAGUGUAAAUUUGGCCUCAAAGGAAAAAAAAAAUAGUUGGUGGGGAGCAAUCCACAACAAAGGUCCAGAUUCCGAUGAUAUUUAUAUAGGGUAAUAACAAUGCACUCUACAGAUUGUCCCAGUGAGGCUGGACAAGCAUGAUUUGGAGUGGUAUGCAGCAGACAGAGGGGUAUCAAAAUGUGGCUUGUAACAUAAGAAAUAAUCAGUCAGUUUGCAAUCAUAAUUACAAAUGUUCUCCUAGGCU
This is a messenger RNA of Cygnus olor (mute swan), 4697 nucleotides long. RefSeq names its product estrogen receptor 1 (gene ESR1). Lineage: Eukaryota; Metazoa; Chordata; Aves; Anseriformes; Anatidae. Gene Ontology annotation, biological process: steroid hormone receptor signaling pathway; regulation of DNA-templated transcription. Gene Ontology annotation, molecular function: DNA-binding transcription factor activity; zinc ion binding; sequence-specific DNA binding. The record is from RefSeq and is a predicted model, not a curated record. Gene Ontology annotation, cellular component: nucleus.